GGGUAAAAUCAAGAGAUUAUAUUAGAGGAGGAGGAGACAUACCAGUGGAAGUUGAAGCGAAUCCUGGAGACCAAACUGGGAGUAUGGGAACGUUAAGCUCAUCAAUUCCCGGGUCGCCGUCGUGGUCAGCUUCACUUCAUCCACCCUCCGCCACAUUACUUUCAGGUUUCAUUCAAAAACCUACUUCUCUUUCAUGGCCUUCUUCGUUUUCCAAGCUCUCAAUCGCCAUUAAACCUCCUCCUUCAACGCACAAUAGAAAUUCUAUCAUUCAAGCAGCCUGGACACGAAGAUCUAGAGGAGAAACUUCAAAAAGACCAAACAGGAAAUCAUGGAAGCAAAGAACAGAUAUGUACAUGAGGCCAUUUGUUUUGGAUGUAUACUUUUCAAGGAGGUUCAUACAUGCCAAAGUGAUGCAUCGAGGAACAAGCAAAGUGGUGUCGGCAGCAAGCACCAAUUGCAAGGAUUUAAGGUAUUCAUUGCCAUCGCCCACUGAUGACAAUGCAUGUCGGAUUAUUGGGAACCUAAUUGCUGAGAGAUGUAAAGAAGCUGAUGUAUUUGUCAUCUCUUACGACCCUCCAAAGAGUGCAAAAAUUGAAGGCAAAAUUGAGAUUGUCAUUGAUGCCAUUAAGGACAAUGGUAUCUUGUUCGUUUAACCUAUCAUAUCCAUCUAAUAACAACCACCAAUGUCUCAA
Molecule: messenger RNA, 692 nt
Organism: Cucurbita maxima (winter squash)
Lineage: Eukaryota; Viridiplantae; Streptophyta; Magnoliopsida; Cucurbitales; Cucurbitaceae
Product: 50S ribosomal protein L18-like
Exons: 2
Coding region: 84-653 (189 amino acids)
Biological process (GO): translation
Cellular component (GO): ribosome
Molecular function (GO): 5S rRNA binding; structural constituent of ribosome
Source: RefSeq, a predicted model, not a curated record